GUCCCUGUCGGUAUUCGCGUAGCCAUCGCCAUUAGCCUUGACAACAAAUAGUUUGUGUGCGUCGCCUCCAAGAGGCUAUAAGAAAUAAUACAGCACGGAAAAGCUACCUACCUCCGCUGUAAACCAGAGCUGAAAGAGAGGGAGAGAGGGGGGAAGGACGCAGAAUGGCGGCCGUGCCGUGCUCCAAAUGCACGGUAGAAAGAAAGGGCUUUCGGCGGGAACUUGACUCAUGGCGAUACAAGUUGAUCCACUGCGUUGGGUUUGAAAGCAUCAUAGAGGGAAUUUGUGGCUCAAUGUUGACAAGAGACCUCAAAUUAUGUGAUGACUGUGAACCCAAAGAAGUGGAUGACUGGUCUCCUGAGGCAAACUGCUCUCACUGCUCAUUCUGCAACCUUCCCCUGGACAAACUCGGUGAUCAAGCACCCGCAACCGCGUCAUCUCUGUCCUCCCCCUCCGAUUACUCUCCAUGUCAAGCUUCGACCAUCUCUGAGAGCAGCCAAACAGCUCACAGGUUCCUCCAGGCUGUGUUCCACAAGAAAGAUAUGUCCCUGGGCUGUGAUUCCAACAUUCCUCAGAUUGCCCAGGAGCUGAUGAAAAAGAUGAUACACCAGUUUGCCAUGGAGUACGCAUCAAAGUGCCUACUCCACACCACGCCCGUGGAUGUUGCAACUAGGACCUCUUCGCCUUUCUUUGAAACGGCAGAUGCCCCAUUGGACCUGACAGUGAGCCGAUCUCUGGGUGAAAAAGAAAGGGAAUCUAAUACUGCAGAUGGCGUGCUUGACCUCUCCAAAAACAAUGGUGCCAGUUCAACAACUUCAACAUCAUCUACAUUGAAUGCAAAAGCCUCGGGCUCCCUCCUGCCCUCAGAUGAAGAGGCGUCGGAAGAUACACAGCAGAGGAAGUCUCAUCAGGAAUCGGCACUGGCUAUUAUCCUUAGCUCUCUCUGCCCUGCACAUCGUUCCUUACUGUACCAGAUGCUGAAGUUGGCACACAAGGAAAGAUUGCUCUCGUCCCCAGAUCGCGUUCCAACGGAAUCUCAUUGCUGUCACGGUGGAGUGAAGAGCAACUCAAUGCACCUUUUGCCUGAUUGUGGUCAUCGAGGCUGCAGAAGCACAAUGUGCCAUCCCAGACACGCAAUACCCAAUCACGGCAUUGCUAAAUUCCCUUUAAAAGACAAUCGAAGUGUAGCUUCUUCGGGUCCACACAACUGCCGUAUGCAAAGGUGCAGAAUGGACACCUACACUGUGGUUUGCCACAAGAGUCAGCACUGUAUUUCCUGCCAAGGUCUGCAUGUAGAUCCCAUUAACAUUGUGUGUUCCUUUGAUCCUUGCACUCCGAUCUGCUGUAAGCAUCAUAAUCCUCACCCUUGUAUAUGUCUUGCAAACCACACCUGUUUGACACAUCUUAAGAAUACAUCAGACACAGAAAGGGAUGGAGAUCCACCUUGUCCUGUUCUGAAUAGAGAACAGAACCAUUUUCCACCUCCGCUUUCUCCAGUCCCUUUAGAUAUUGAAGCGAUUCCAGAUGAAAUGCCACCUUCGCUAUGUCACCAUACACUAGAGGAGGAGGCACUAAUCACGGAUAAAGCAAUACCCGAGGAGAUAGAGUGCAGGAAGAACCAAAGUGGAACUUUACUGCAAGAUGUGUUCAAUCGCUUCAGUGAGAAACUUGAGACUAUCAGACCCGCAGAGAAGGACGUAGCUUUGGUCUACCCAGCCAUGCAUGUGACAGAAAAGGAUGCGUUCAAGUCCUCUUCCAUUGGUCAAAACUCACAGGAUGCCCAUCUAACUGAAAUCAUUACCACUGUUCUUCACGCAAGCAGCACCAGUGACUAUAGCCUCAGCGAUUUGGUCAAUCGCCACGAUAGCCAAGAACCGAGGUCACCAAACACACGCUUACGUCGGCGUCAGGAAGUCCAGGCAGCUAUGGCGACACCGGCUGACGGUACAAUGACCCGAAGGAAACGCUUGCAAAUUAAACGAGAGCUUGCAGUAUAUGAGAGUAGAACAUACAACAGAAGAAACGUUGCACAAGCAAGGAGAUCACAAAUAAAAGAUGGCAAUGUUGCGGUAAACGCAGCUAGCACUUUGUCGACCUCGAAUGUCAUUCAAGAAGAAACAGAACCUGAGUUGAAUAUGGAGGAUCAAAGAGUUAAGGAGGUACCACUGGAUGCUGUCUCUGCUAAAAGACACUUCAAUGACAUCAGGAUACAAACGGCGGAAAUAUCCGCAGAUGAAAACGAGCCAACGUCUCCUGACCUGCAGAGCAACCAGGAUGACGGUGAGCAGUCACAGGUGAUCACUCCAUGUGAUGACAACGUUAGUGAGGCUAUGAUUUUGGAAAAUGACUCAUGUACCCAAGGUGUUGCUACUAAAAAUUGCGAUGAUAGACCAGAUUGCAGCCAUAAUCCUACUGAAGACAGUCCGGGUCAAAGAUCCCCACCAAAAGAGUCAAGGAGAUCGAGGAGAAAUAUAGUCCCUCCGCAACGAUUCUCCUCUUAUGUCACAGAACCCAGGAAAAUGUACUUUGUCGCAUGUUUUUCUGAAAGUAUUUUCAGCCAGAGAAUACACAAUGACAGGGUUUUCACAUUGACCACCUCGGAUGCCUUAAUGAAAAAUGUGCACGUUAAGGAUGCUUCUUUGGAGCCCUCAGAAAAGGACUCCAACCUCAGUUCAUGUGAUCUCCCAGAGGCGUUACAAAAUAUCAGUCGAGAAGAACACGGUCCAUGCUAUGCAGAAUCAAACGAGCAAUCCCAAUCAGAAUCCAAACCUGUAUCAAGAAGGCUCCAGUACCCAAAUGUGGGUGUAACUACCAGGUCCGCAACCUGCGCCAAGACUUCUUUCAACUGUCCAAUCCAGUACACGAGCCCAAUUAAGUUAAUGUUUGUGUCACCGUUAAAAGACAAACAAGGCAUCAAGUAUCGGCUUAAGUCGGCAAGGUCUGGAUCAAAUGCGCAAGCAGAGGAACCCUUUGACCCAUGCAAAGAAUCCUCCUGGGCUGGGACAACGGAGAAGAACCAGAACACAUCACAACAACAGUCAUCUACCUCACCGGGUAAAACAGCAUGCCCAAUCACAAAGUCAGGUUCUCCACAAGCUAAGUCCACUUCUUCGUCACUUAAGUCCACUUCCCCUCUCAAAUCAGGCUUGGGAGCAGCCAGGACACCUUCCUCAUCACCCAAGUCUCCAUCUUCACCAAAUGUGCCUCUUUCCUCAUUAUGUAGGUCUACAUCUUCACCAUCAAAGUCAGCUUCUGCUCCACUAAAGUCAAAUUCUAAGUCGCCCUCCCCAUGUGGCAAACCCACUGCUUCACCCAGGUUGGCGUCUUCUCCCCCUAAACUAGGCUCCAGGAGAGUCGGUGAAUGUACUCCACCGGAGAGUCAAAGAUCACCGAGUGACUUGCAGGCUUUCCAUGGAACCACUUCCCCGAAAAGACGUCCCGGUCGGCCAAAGAAACUGGGGCCGCACCUGGAGCAAAAAGCAAAGAGACCAAUCGGUCGACCGCGAAAGCAGAAGCCUGAAGACACGGAACCGGGGGCAAAAGCAGCAAAACUUCCUGAUGUAAACGAGGACAACGUCAACAAGAACCUCAAAAUAACUGUAUUGUACGGUCGAUCAAGAAGAAACAAACGAAUGGUUUCAGAGAGCUUCGAUAAACUUCAAACUGAAUUCCAAGAUGCCUGGCGAGCGGCAAACCUGAAAAACAGAUUGGGCGUCUUAACACGCAAGUCUGAGAUCAACAAUUCCCAAAUAGGCUCAGCAGAUGUCCGCCCUAUGAAAGACCUUAGCAGCGACCUGAAAUCCCAGAAAAGAGACAAAGCCUUACCCUCAAGAAAACCUGGUAGACCUGCAAAAGUGAAGAUCUCUGGAAUUUCGGUCACGGUUACCACAGUGUCACCAAAACAACGGAAGAUUUUGAUUGAGCGAUCUCCUGAUAGACAAAUGAAUAAAACACUCCUGCCAGAAUUCCAAAGUGUCAAAGAGCCCAGGACAAUUAGCAAAAACUGCAAACAAGCGGAGGAACCGAAAGAAUCCCAGAGUGUAAAUUGGAACAAACCGCCUAAUCAGCCUGUCGCUGUCCGUCAGUCAAAGAGAGUCAGCAAGCCAUCCAUCUGUUUUUUGCACGCCGUUGCCACCUCCACGACUAGAACCUACAGUCACAGUAACGCUCUUUUACGCCGCUCGAAAAAACUUCUACUCAACAAGGCCAGCCAUAAAAGGAAACAAGAGGAGAAGCAGAGUAGAGUAGAACGUUCUGGAAUGAAAAGACAACACUGCGACCGUCAGAAGAAGAACAUCUCUAAGGAACUUACCCGAGUGGCAGGUGUUUCUGUGGAUUCCAUCUUUGCUCCAAAGCAAGCAUUCCGCUGGUGGCCGGCGUCUGCUGAGGAACAGGCCUUGAAACAGGAGCUUGCCAGACGUAUACGCCUUAUCUCCGAGACCUGGGUGUCGGACAUUGUGGAGAACCAUCAAGUAGACAUUAAAGUCAAAGUAGACACAGAAGAAAGCAAGUCCUCUGUGGUUCAAAGCCUGUUCAGCUGCCCCCCGAAUAGACCCAGAUCCUGUAGUAUGCCACAGCUCUGCUCCUGGUUCAUGCAGACCACAGAAACGCAGUCCUUGGCCAUUGUGAAGAAGACAAGCUCUCGUAAUCCUUACGAAGUCAUGCACUUCCCGUGCUCGUUUAACAAGGAAGGCGUUCAGCGUCAAAGUCCUCAGGCAGAACGUCUUCGAAGACAUCUCAAGAAGUUUGCCAAAACUUUGCCAAAAAGUCCUGUCCAGCUUAAACAAGCUGAAAGACGCUUGAAGAGAAUGAGGGCACCUCUGUCCAUCCGAAACAUUAAACGACGACUUUUCAUUACCAGGAUGGUGAGUCCAGGACGCUGGAGCCAAUACCAAGCCACUUUACUUAGAGCAAGGACGCGGUUCCUGACCCCGAAACAGAGAAAGAGGUGGGCAGAAAAGCAGAUCAGCUUACAAGAACCUUCAUGUCGGCUAAAACUGAAGGCAUCAAACAAAACAUCAGCAAAAGAAGUCCAAUCUCAGCAAGAACCAAACAUCUCCAACAUCUGGAAUGCUCAGCCACUGAAGGAAUGUCGAGUAUUUUUGAGAAAACUCAACAAAUCAGCAGAGGACUGGGACUCUGGCCCCUUGACACUGGAUGAUAAGAAGUCAGCGUCUGCGUACAGAAACGAAGACCUGCAAGGAGUUCAAGCUGUGAAAAGAAGAAAGACGAGCACCAAUGGCGGGAGUGCGGAGUCCGUACCUGAAUCGUCUACGUGGAGGCACAAGGAAGGCACAUGUUCUCACGAUGUUUCCACAGGAGCACCACAGCCACCACCUGCAAAAAGGCUGCGACAAUCGCGGUUGAAGGGCCUAAGUGGGCCCAGGUGGUGCGACUUUGUCUUUGGAAGCUAGCUGGUGAGGCCUCCUCCUUCCUUCGUUCCUGGACUGUUUUGUUUUUUUAAGUUUGUUUAUAGAGUGCCUUUGGACUCUUGAGAUGACCUCCAUGUGGGCAGACCUUUCCACUGCAGUUCAGUCUAACCUACAAUUAUGUAGCAGCCUAACUUAUGAGGAAAACUAGCUUUUAACGUUGCACUAUUGUUCUAUGUACCGGAUCCUUUUUUUCCUUUUAAAACUAGUUAGUCUGAAGACAGAACUGCAUAAAGCCCAGGGAGACCUCUUUAUCGAGACUGCCACUUCCCCCCGUAGAGUAAUACUUGUCACAAGAUCUUAAACGUUUCACAUAUUUAAGUUAAAUUUAGUUACCAACAUUAGCACUGCUGAAAUGUAAAUUCUUUAAUUGUAUGUUACGUUAUUUUCACACAACCUGAGCCUAUUUUUUUUUUUUUUGCUAUGUGCUUUGAGAGAUGAAGGCCAACCAUAAUGUGCACAUCUUAGCAACAAUUGAAGCAGUUUUUCUUUAUUCCUGUUACAUUGAAAUGAGAUUUUUGUCGUUUUCACCCAAAGCAUUUACAACCUUGCACUAUUUUUGCUAUUCAGAUUCCUUUCCCAAUAUUUUUGCACACCCGCUGUCCUACUAACACCUACUGUAAAACUCUAUAGUCAUAUAUGGUGCAAUGUAUUAAUGUAUUUAGUCAUUUUAUUUCUGACCGAUAGAUUUCCCAAUAGCCAUAGUGUGAUAAGCAUUGAACUACAUUUACUUGAUACUUAAAAUGGGAUAAAUCUCUGAAUGUUCUGAACUCCUGUUUUUCCACAAGUGUUGUAUUUAGCAGAAUAGUAGCUGGAUAUGCAUGGAUGGAGCCCAACUCCCUGCGGCUAAUGUUGUGCUGUUAUUACUUAUUUAAGACCACAAACUAGUUAACUGAAGCAACAGCAAUUGCCCAUCCUGUAACUCCACAAUAUUUUAGGAUCCAGAAUCUGAAAAUAUUCCGAUAGCAUUAAAUGUUUUUUGUUGUAGCAUUAUGUCCUGUUUAAAUGCAGUUGCGAGAUUACCUUCAUUUUGGCAGCAGGACAUCCACCGAGAAAAGUGAGGGCGACUGUUGCCGUGUGAUGGAUGAGUCAACACUAAUGUGUCACCUAUGUAUAUAUGUCGUGUUUGUGUAUUUAUGUCACUCUAAAAGGGGUGGCAGACAAAUUUUGGGGACAAUUGAACUGCUCGAAGUUGGUGCUAAACUUCUGCUUUUUUUCUGCGUUGUUUUUAUACUGAUGGGUGUGUGAUGGCUGUUUGGGUGAAUAAAGAUGUUUUUUCCCUCAAA
Doryrhamphus excisus (bluestripe pipefish) is the source of this 6715-nucleotide messenger RNA. NCBI's taxonomy places the organism in Eukaryota, Metazoa, Chordata, Actinopteri, Syngnathiformes, Syngnathidae. The record is from RefSeq and is a predicted model, not a curated record.